AUGUCUGACAACGACAACACGAACAUCCAGGCUGCGGCUCCUGCAGACCUGGCAGCAUCUCCUCCUCACUCUCACCACUCAGCUGAGACCGUCACGAACAACGAUAAAGGCUCUACUCUCGUGGAUACCAUCAAGUCUUCGGCGGCCAUGGCGGGAAACAUCGAUGUUGAGAAGCCCAUGUCUCCCUCCCCUGAGAAAGCUCAGGAAACCUCCACUCCUACCUCCGUCACUGAUGUGAAGACCACAAGUGGUCUGUCUGACGAUGAUUCUGAUGUUGGCGAGGACUCCGCUGUUCAGGCAGCUUCUACUAUCUCCGAGAAGGAGGAUACUAAAGUCAAUGAUGUUGCUAAGAACUCUAUUGAGGAGCUGGGUGCCGCAGCCAAUGCUGCCACUUCUGACAACGACGAUGAUAAGAGCGUUACCUCCUCUACUGAUGAUGAGAAAGAGGGCGAUGAUGUCUCAACUACCGACGAGAACAAGGUGACUGGUGUCUCUUCCGGUGCCGCGAUCACAUCUCCCGAGGCCGACACUCCUGAGAACACAGCGGCUGUGCAGGCUCACAAAGACACCACUUCCUCCCCUGACGCAGUUCACAAGUCCAUCUUUGGUGGUCCGUUCGUCAAACAGGCUGACAAAGUCGUCGGUGCUGAGAACAUCACGGCUACUACCGAAGACACCGAGUUGCGCUCCGCCCCGGCUCUUGACAAAGGCAAAGAGCCCGCUUACCCAAUCUCCUACGACUACACUACAACUGGCUCUGCUCCUGGUGACCGUGCUACCGACGGCGAGAUCGAUGCUACCAAUGACAUGGUCGACAUCUAUGGCAAUCCCAUCGAUGAUGAGACCCCUCCCUUCAGUUUCGGUGACUGGAUCAAGUACCUUGUGUACUGCGAGCAAGGAACCCAGAUCUGCUGCGAGUUCGGCCGCGCUGACAAGGAUGGCAAUAUUCGCGUCCAGAAGCGUUUCUUCGUCCCGAAGAAACUGUUGACCGACUUCUCCCCCGUGUUUAAGAAGAUGCUCAGUGGCCCCUGGAUGGAGGCUAAGAAAGACACCAUGUCUUUUGAAGACAUCGACCCGAUGGAGUUCUACCGCCUGAUCCAGGUUCUGAAGUCCGGCGUUAAGGUGCCCCAGAUCAACCUUGGAAAGCGAGAGAACAUUCUGUCCAACCUCUGCAAGAUCUAUCUGCUUGCCGACCGUUAUUUGAUGGUGGACGCGCAGGCCUGGGUCAAGCUCAGCGUCAUGGAUUACCUUCAGCGUCUCGCCACCAACUGGCACGUUGAUUAUCAGAGAGACACGGUCGUGCAGCGAGAUCCCAAUGCGGAAGAGUUCCAUAACGCCCAGCUGAUGGACGUCUCCAACACCUACACUCUCGUUGCUAAGAUGGGCGAGGAUCGCUGCCCAGUCAAGCUCUCUGAGCUGUCCAUCUUCGCGGCUUUCCACUGCCCGCGCAACCUCUUGCGCAAGAUGUGGGGUCAGAUGGAUGAGGACAUGACCCAUGAGAUGGGCUACCAUCUCGUCAAAUAG
This is a messenger RNA of Phaeoacremonium minimum UCRPA7, 1524 nucleotides long. RefSeq lists its product as hypothetical. Lineage: Eukaryota; Fungi; Ascomycota; Sordariomycetes; Togniniales; Togniniaceae. The transcript is spliced from 3 exons. The coding region runs from base 1 to 1524 and encodes 507 amino acids. Gene Ontology annotation, molecular function: protein binding. The record is from RefSeq and is a predicted model, not a curated record.